UGUUGUAGUACAGGGCAUAUUCACCGUCUCAGCGCUGCCUGACCGAUAUUGAAUCUCACUGCUUGCUUUCUUUCACCUUUCCCCACGGUUGGGCUUCAUUGCAUACUUCCAAGGCGCCUCCGGAUUUCUACCCGUUGCUGGCUGGACUGUUUAUUGCCCUUGUCAACGUCCCGGGGGAUUGCCCUUCCUUGGAUCUUCUUACCAAUUGACCGCAUUCCAAGCCAUUGGAUAGCCAUUGGGUAUAGCCGACAUUAUGGCCGGUUUCUACAUGCAAUACUUGGAGAGUCUCUGCAGACGAAGAGGGUGGUGCGACCCUACGUACGAGUGCUUCCGUGAUUCCAAUGGGUACACGUGCCUGGUUCUCGUCAACGGACGCGAAUACCAGACAGAUCUUGCAUACGAAUCGGAUGGCCUAGCUCAGGAGAAUGCAGCCAUGAGGGCCUUCAUGGUGUGCAGGAACUUCUCCGUCAAUGGUGGAAUGCUCGCCCGGAAUGGAAUUGUGCAGGGUCUCCCGGCCAGCGACACUGGCAAGCACUCUCACUCCAAGAAGUCUCGCCACAGCUCCCACAGCUCGUCCGGUCACAGGAGCCACGGAAGCCAUGGGCGGAGCGGACACCACUCGAGCAGCAGCUCGACGGCUUCCUUCGAGUGAGGAGCCUCUCCAA
Truncatella angustata is the source of this 665-nucleotide messenger RNA. RefSeq lists its product as uncharacterized. NCBI's taxonomy places the organism in Eukaryota, Fungi, Ascomycota, Sordariomycetes, Amphisphaeriales, Sporocadaceae. The coding region runs from base 254 to 652 and encodes 132 amino acids. The record is from RefSeq and is a predicted model, not a curated record. The transcript has 2 exons.